GUUUACAUCUGUGACUAUAAGAACAAACAGAUAAUAAAACUCGUGUGAAUUUCUUAAGAUGGGAAAAUUUCUCAUCUUAUCCCUCUAGGAAUUGUUCAGUAGCGACUUCAAUUUCUUGGGAAUCCCAGAUAAUGACACAUCCGUAUUUUAAAUUUCGCAGUUGUCCUAGUUGCAUCCGUGCUUACAUCGUGCACGUGUUUUUCAACGAAAUUCGUCUAGUUUUGGAAUCACAAAAAAUAAAUUUCUUUUAUAUUCUUUUUUAAAUAAAAAAAAAUCGAGCUUUAAUAAAUUUUAACGACCCUAUAUAUACAUACGAAAAUGGGUGGAAACCGGCAGUCCUCGAUGUGCUUCAGUCUUUGAGUUUGCGUUGGAUCAAUACUUUUGACCCUUUCAAUACUCGUUUAGACUCGAGGUAUCACUAUUUGUGGUAGCCUCACCGACCCGGUGUUCAUUAUCGGCUAAUAAUUCGCUCUUUGAAAACUACAUAUAAAUACGAGUAGUGCAACAGAUUAAAAAUUUCGCUGGGACGCGUACAAACGUUCAAAAGAAACUUGAAUACUUUACGGCGAAGUAAUCGUUUUGCGUUGUAAUAAUGAAUUUUUUUCUUUCUUUAUUUAUUUAUUUUUUUCAUUUUUGCUUGUAAUAAUCCAACUAUGAUAUCAUGUAAUAUCAGAUCGUUUGUGGGUGUCCAGAGUUGAAGUACAAAAUUUUGAAAGUUCUUCUCAUCAGCCACCUGCAUAGCUGUAACAAAAGUUCCGCCUGAAUUAUAUAAAUUGAUACUAACUUCUGAAGUCUUACAAACAUCAACUGUGAGCAGUCAUGACGUCAAAGAUUCUUGUCAAAUUACCCACAGUACCAUUCGUUCAAGCAAAGAAACCACAUACCGAACUUGUGGCAGUGGCAAACAGAAACGAUAUGAUAAUCCCUCCCAAGCAGUCAAAUAAUAGUGGUGAUAGAGCAAUCCAGCUGGAGCAAAACAUGAAAUUUCUUCAGGAACAGCAUCAAGCCAUUCUUGUGGCUCUGCAAAAGGAAGUUGAAAUAUUGCGUCAACGCAAUAGAGAUUUACAGUUUCAACUAGUUUUUUCAAAUUCUCCAACCAAUGCCCCAGCCAGUCCUUCCUCACCCGAAGAUAGCGGGAAUGCGGUAUUUUUGAAAUCCAAGGGUAGUCCAGUCAGCGUCAAUGUUGCCUCACUGCAAGUUGAACUCUUGGAACGUGAUCUUCAGGAUCUCAAGGUAUCUUUACAGGAAGCAAAGUCACAAAACCAUUAUUUGGUUGGAAUAAUUGAUCAACAAAGGAAAAAAUUGGAUACAUUGGAGUGUCGAUCAGAAAAGCCCUGCAACACAGAAGUCGGCAUUCAAGUAGGAAGUGACAUACAAGCUGGUCAAGCAGAUUUCAGCACACGUCUGGAAGAUGCUGAAGCCAUGGUUCUUUGCCUGCGUCGUGAAAAUGAAGAUCAACGCAGAGAGAUAUCUGCCAUGAAGUCCACGGCCAAUAAAGGAAAUGGAAACAAUACAAGUGGAAGACCACAUGGAAAUCACGGCCAUCGAAGUCGAGGACAAGGCCAUGGUGGUGGUGGACAGGAACAAAAUUCUCAUAGAUUUCCUCCUCUGCACAACCAUAGUUACUGGCAUCAUGGUUUUGGGAGAGAUGACAGCUUUGACCACUACUCCGAAUAUCGAGGACGUGCUCGUCAUGACAAACAAGGGCACGACUCUGGUAAUGGAGGAGAUCAAGGGGCUAUCAUAAUGAUAGUAGUUAUUAUGGCGAUGGAUACCGCAAACACCGUGGUCAACGAUCGCAAAGAGAUUGCAAAGACCGGGAGUCCAGAGAACCCAGAGAAUCGAGGGAGCAGCAUCGAGAUCUAAGAGAACAAAAAGAAUAUAAGGACACCUCACGAGGGCAGAAAGAUCCCAAGACUUCGAAAGAAAAGUAAGUGGAACAGUUGUAAUGAUUGACAAACAAUUCAUUGCUUUACCAUAAUAAUAAUCCAACAAAGUACAUUGGGUAUCUAUGCAUCUUUCAUCUACCCAAUUGAAAAAGUGAAUGCGUUCGGAAUUAUUAUACAAAAUAACUUGAACACAGAUAUUGAGCCACCAUAUUUUCCAUGUGUAUAUUCAACUGUAGUUAGUUGUUCACAUCAUCGGAGGCUUGGUAUGUCGUGCACAUGUCGUAAAGCUUAAAGAAUAUCCUCAAUGGUUCAGUUACUUUGAAAGAAACUACAUUGUCGUUAGUGAUGAUCCGUGCUCUUCCUGUGUUUCUGGAUUCUGGAGAAGUUAAAUUGAGAGUAACAAGAUGCAUUUAUUGCUAUUGUACUUCAGCUGGUUAUUGACCAACGUAUUUUAGAAAUAAUAAUAUGUUUAUAGAGCGAUGUAUCUGAAAGUUGAUAAACUUCUGUCCACAAAAGAAUCUUCGAUUCCUUUACGCGCAAGUCAAAUCUUUUGCUCCGUCGCAAAUAGGAGUGUGUCCCAAAAAAACAGAAUGUAUCUUGAAAUCAGGUUCUGAAUAUGGUAAGGUCACAUAAAAGAUUCAUGGAGGCAGAAAAAAAUAUUACGCUGAACUAAUUAUGAAGAAAAAUGGGACACAAUAUGUCGACUUUUAAAUUUAAAAAGCCGAAACAGGUGCCAAAAAAAUUCCUGACUGCAUGAUAUAUUUGAUGUAGUUCUCGUCAUUAAAAUGCGCGCCCGUUCUUUUUAAUGUACCUGGCGCAAGACUCUACCGAGUUUCUUGAUUUUCAUACAUUUCUCACAUUCAACUAAUCGUUUUUACAGGUCAGUCGUUACUGUUAUUUUAAAAUGAAAAGAGCUAAUCAAGAUUUCAGUUCUACAACUAUAAUCAGACAUGUUUUUGCAUCUCAUGCCUUAUAAAAUUAUGAAAAAUCUAGUUGUUUGAGGUUCCAAAUACUUUGCUCUUGUUAGAUGAUGUUUCAAAGGAAACUGAUCGCGGAUGUGCUUUAUACAUAUAGAUAUAAUAUUCAUCUUUCAACUAUAUUGACGCUCAUUUUUAAUCACAUAGGUAAAUAUGCAUAAUAUACAUGCGUACAUAUAUUAUUAUGUAUAAAUAUAUAUUAUAUAUAAAAAAAAUAUUAUUUUUAAAUCAUAAUUUCAAUUUGAAAUGGAUAAUUCCACGUAAUAAACAUUUGCAAACUUGAUAUAAUACUAUAUUAUAAACCGUUGUGAUCAAUCCGGAUCUACCUACAUGUAUGCAAAUGAAUAAUCAUUGCAAUGUUUGAAAAAAAACAAUCAUAACUUUGCAACCAUUAGAGUUGUAACUAUGCUUUGAUGUCGAAUUAAUAAUUCAUAAACACUUUAUUAUUACGGUAUUAAGAGUGCUUGUUGUAUACAUAUAGAACAGUCAUUGAAAUAUAAGAAUAUACAUAUUGUACUGCGCUAUACGGUUAUACGGAUGAGAAUAUGAAGCAUAAAACUUUGCGCACAAUUAUUGGAAUGCAAUGUGAUUUUUUCAACGAUCAUCAUUAUUUGCUAUCUUUGUAACCAGACUGUACUCAAAUAUUGAAUUUUCGCCUAAAAAUAUUAUUUGUUAUCAAAUAUGUAUUUGCAUUUUCAGUUAGAACCAAACUUACAUUUGAUGAUUAUUUAUAAGUAUUGGCGCAAAACAAGCUAAAGGGUUUGAUCAACAGAUGAGUUUAGUAUUAUGAAUAUUUGCCAGACCAGAAAAAUGUUUGUUACACCUACCUUGAGAAAAUAAAUAUUAUAUUCAAA
Athalia rosae (coleseed sawfly) is the source of this 3720-nucleotide messenger RNA. RefSeq names its product coiled-coil domain-containing protein 74A-like. Bases 820 to 1866 code for a protein of 348 amino acids. The record is from RefSeq and is a predicted model, not a curated record. The transcript has 8 exons. Lineage: Eukaryota; Metazoa; Arthropoda; Insecta; Hymenoptera; Athaliidae.